AUGGAGAACAACCCAGCAGCAGGCCGCGCGAGGCCUGUUUAUGAUGCCUCUCAAGGUGGGCAUUAUGGCGCCAGCGCUUUGCUCGCGACUCAAGGUUUCGCGCCCAGUGAGCUUUAUACCGGUCCUUGGGCAAAUGCGCAUCAAGGCCUCACCGGUCAGUACAAGGACAUCUUGACUACAUACUGGCAACACACCAUCUCCCACCUCGAAAACGACAACCACGACUACAAGAUCCAUCAGCUACCGCUUGCGCGCAUCAAAAAAGUUAUGAAGGCCGACCCCGAGGUCAAGAUGAUCUCCGCCGAGGCUCCCAUCUUGUUCGCAAAGGGUUGCGAGAUCUUCAUCACAGAGUUGACCAUGAGGGCCUGGAUCCACGCCGAGGAGAACAAGCGCCGCACUCUUCAACGUUCAGACAUUGCAUCCGCUCUCGCCAAGUCUGACAUGUUCGACUUUCUGAUCGAUAUCGUCCCCCGCGAAGAAGCAUCCAGCCACGCCAAGCGAACCCAGACCGCAGUUGCUCAACCGGCACCUGCUGGUCAGGCUCAAAUGCCAGGACAGCACACGAUGACCCAGGCACCCAACCAGGCCCAUCCAAUGGGUGGUGAUUACAUGGCUGGGCAUGGCCUCGCUCCCGAUCAAGACUACCGCAAUCAGCCCAACAUGUAUCCCGACCAAUCAGUGCCUAACCCCCAGGCCGCAUACGGCCAGACCCAGCCUCCGACUAUGAAUCCGUACGGCAACAUGGGCGACAUGUAUUCCUACUCAGCCAUGCCACCACAGCAGACAAACAUGCCAAACGAAGAAUUUGAACAGUAG
Messenger RNA from Fusarium tjaetaba, 816 nucleotides. RefSeq names its product CCAAT-binding transcription factor subunit aab-1. Lineage: Eukaryota; Fungi; Ascomycota; Sordariomycetes; Hypocreales; Nectriaceae. Gene Ontology annotation, molecular function: DNA binding; protein heterodimerization activity; DNA-binding transcription activator activity, RNA polymerase II-specific. Gene Ontology annotation, biological process: regulation of DNA-templated transcription. Gene Ontology annotation, cellular component: CCAAT-binding factor complex; nucleus. The record is from RefSeq and is a predicted model, not a curated record. Bases 1 to 816 code for a protein of 271 amino acids. The transcript has 3 exons.